ACGACUAUCAGUACUAUAUUCCCCAGCACCCUCAACAUCACCACCCUCACAGCCCACAACAACCACUCCGUGCUCGAAUGCUGGGCCCUCCAACCGGGCUAUUCUCUCACCUCCGAGGCCGGGGUCUCCGGCAACGCCGUCCUCAACCUCGGCCGCAUCACCGGCAACGCAACCAACAUCCUCAUCCCCGCCCACUAUGACGGCGGCCAACACAAUGCGCCCGCGCUGCAAUGGGUGCUUUUCCUCUCCGGAAUAGCGCAUAUCACGCUCCCGACCUCCGCGGAUGAGGCGUGGGUGACCGGGGGCAAGAACGGGGCGAUCCUGGCGCUAGAUACUAAAGAGGUGAGCGCGGAGGGCCAUGCGACGACGUAUCCAUCCGGCGAGAUGACGGUGGCGGUGGAGGUGCCCUUGUCGGAGGUGCCGGCGCAUCGGGUGGUGCAUUCGGGGGCUUGUGAG
This is a messenger RNA of Aspergillus uvarum CBS 121591, 456 nucleotides long. RefSeq lists its product as uncharacterized. NCBI's taxonomy places the organism in Eukaryota, Fungi, Ascomycota, Eurotiomycetes, Eurotiales, Aspergillaceae. The annotation marks the transcript as partial. The transcript is spliced from 2 exons. The record is from RefSeq and is a predicted model, not a curated record.